AUGGCCUCGCCUAUUGCAGCACUGCCAGGCUUCCCUUUCUUCUACGCCAUACCGAUUGAUGGCCAGAUCAGAGAGAUACCUUCAGACUCACAGCCACAGAUAUGGCCUGAAGAACUGAUAGACUUUCCUGAAGACUACCACUACACUCUUCUUCAGCUCAAUCCACCACCGUAUCACUCCAAACCACUGCCACCACGACCCAAGCAGUCAUUACCACUGGCACUUCGGAUGCCAGAGUUGGAUGAGACAGCCAACCUCAAGAACCCCAGCUACUUACCCAUCAUCGUCCCAGAUGACGAUGUGAUCACGCCUCAGACAGUCCGAGCCAGGACAGAGCCCGUGAUUAGCAAGUCCAAGACGCAACGUCGGAAAAUCCGAUACCCAUCUUUACCAAUUGGAAGAUGGGCUCAACCAGCGUCCGGUAACGAUGGUCAUUCAAAAGACAUCAAUGAGUACGCAAAGACGAUACCCCAGGAUUCUGUGAUCAUUCACAAGCGAAAACUCCGAUUUCCGUCAAUAGCAAACCGACCAUCAUGGUCCUCGUUCAGAGCAUCGUCACCAAGUCCACUAUCAGCAUCAGCAUCAGCAUCGACAUCAACCUUUCUCGGCUUCACCAAGGCAACGGAGAUGCCUCCUGAGCUAGAGGCAAUUGAGACUGUGAGCCCUCUCAGUCCCUUCAUGGAGCUUGACUCUACUCCCAUCAGCGAGUUGUCAUCUGAGAAUUCUUCACCGCAAUCAUCACCCUCUUUACCAGAGGAGAAAUCGGUUUCUGUUUUUCAGGUGCAAUUUUCGUCGCCUCAGGCUCCAUCUGAGCUGGAUACUCAUGUCCCGAGUACUCCAAUGUUACCGAAUCGAUCACCUUAUCGAUCGUGGUAUCAUGACGAUGAUGCGGGAGAACUCUCAGUACUCUCAGUACUCUCAAUGCCUCCACUCACAGAAGACAAUGAUGACCCGCCUCCUCCUCAUUCAGCUGACUGCUCACCUCCUCCACAUGAAGAGGCAGCUUCCGCACCAGGAUCGCCGUCAUCAUUCUUAGACCUGGAUACCGAUGACUCGAACAACACCUCCACCCGUUCUUCACGGUCACAGAUUCCAAAACAGCCCGAGACCAAAGAGCUAGGAACCGAUGUGAAGGACCCAAAAGAUUUCGAGGGCGACGUGAAGGAGAACGUCCCAGACUUAGCCAGUCUACCAGCGCGGCCGCAAUCAUUUUUGCUCAUGACGGAAGAAGAGGUCAGCCAGGCGGAGAUCAUUGAAGAUAUCUUCAUCAUGCUGCAUGAUUUGCAGCCCAACUACCUCCAUCCCGCUCAUAGACCACAACCGAAUGUUGUCAGGAUGUCUAUGAUGAGGCGGUUUGCUACUCAGAUUGCUCACGUUGAGCAAGUGAGGGAGAAGAAUGAGAAGGAAGAGAAGGAGAAGGACGAAAAAGACUCCAAUCAGGAAAAGAAAUGA
This is a messenger RNA of Mollisia scopiformis, 1452 nucleotides long. RefSeq lists its product as uncharacterized. Lineage: Eukaryota; Fungi; Ascomycota; Leotiomycetes; Helotiales; Mollisiaceae. The record is from RefSeq and is a predicted model, not a curated record. Bases 1 to 1452 code for a protein of 483 amino acids. The transcript has a single exon.